Xyrauchen texanus (razorback sucker) is the source of this 1488-nucleotide messenger RNA. RefSeq names its product dynein axonemal intermediate chain 7 (gene dnai7). Gene Ontology annotation, molecular function: beta-tubulin binding; microtubule binding. Gene Ontology annotation, cellular component: axoneme. Lineage: Eukaryota; Metazoa; Chordata; Actinopteri; Cypriniformes; Catostomidae. The record is from RefSeq and is a predicted model, not a curated record.
AUGGAAGAUGAUCAAGAGAACAAUGUGGAGGAAAGACCUCUCAAGCUCCUCCCUUCAUCACAACAGAAGGACAAAAUAUCCAAAGGCAAAUCUGCAAACUCAACUAUUGAGAUGCAGAUGUACCAUAAGAUCCCGGUGAUCAAACAGCACCUUGGCUCCCUUGGCUCCUCUGUCAAAUCCAGCCUCAGAAACCUGGGGGUUGUGUUUGACCAGGCCAUGUCUUUGGAGAUACACUCAAAACAGCUUGUCCGAAACUGCCUCUAUCACCUCAGGAAUAUCUCUAAGAUACAGGAGGCACACCUCAUUGUUGAGCAUGUGGACAAUGAACGGCUGGAGAGGGAGCAGAUAGAGAAACAGAAACAACACCUACUUGAGUUAAAGGACAGAGAACACUGGGAAGAUGAGUUAAAUGAACUGCGGCUUAUUCUAGAUGAGAAUCACACAGCAAUCAUCGUGUGGGAAUCUGAGUGCAGGGUGACAGCUAAGUGGGAUUGUUAUAUGCAUUGUGACAGCAGUCCAGACCCAUCUGUGCACAUUUUGUGGAGGGAGGACUCAGAAACCCAAAUCCAGCGGAUCUUGGAAAGCUGUGCUUUGGCUCUUCAGGCUUUCUUGAGGUUUAUCUUAGUCAAUUAACUAGAUUAUCUUAUGAGUGGGGGACCAGAGCCUUGUGUUGCUCAGCAGUAUCGAGAAACAUUCCUGUCACUACAGAGUCUCAUUCACUGGAAACUCAACCUGGCCACUGAGGAACUUCAAAAGGAGGUGGGACUGGGCUUCGAGCUACCCAAACCACAGGCUGUGAGUGACAUUGCUGUUCGGAUCCUCCACACAUGCUAUGAACACCUGUCCCACCACAGCGAGCGACAGAUUAAGGGAAAGAGGUCCAUGUUGGGAGAUCCAAAUGGCUCCACCACAUCACCAGCUGAAUCUGUGAUAGAUAACACUGAAAUGCAUAUGGUGGACCUGAAGCAAUACACACCCAUAGGCGGAGUCUUCUACUUUGAUGUAUGUGGUGUAGUAGAUGGACUACUACCACCACAGUCUCACAUUGUGAAGGGCUGGGAAAUGACACAGUGAUUAGAAACAGGUCUCCAGAUGUUACCCUAUCUGACAGAGCAGUCUCAUGUUCAGAGCUCUACCACAGGGAGGCUGGGUGAAAAAUGUGAUGUUGCAUCCCUGCCUGUAGGAGACACUGUAGCUCUUCCUGCAUCAAUAAUAACACUGGAGGAUCAUCAAGUGGCACACUGGGAUCCUAUUGGUUAUCAAUGGAGGACAGACUGCAUGUCUGAGACAUCUUAUGACGCAGAGGCCCGCAGCAUCUCCUUUCAGAUGAAUGCUUUUUAUACAUUCACAUUACUGCAGGAGUUCAAUGCUAAUAUGCCUUUCCAGUCAUGUGAGCUGAGCCCUCUGUCCCAAGACUAUGCAUUGUUUACAAUUACUGGAGCUCUCACUGAAGUCAGCAUCUCCAUUAAAGCAAGAGAGGUCCGAUGA